Molecule: messenger RNA, 1275 nt
Organism: Drosophila santomea
Lineage: Eukaryota; Metazoa; Arthropoda; Insecta; Diptera; Drosophilidae
Gene: Dnaaf6
Product: dynein axonemal assembly factor 6
Exons: 3
Coding region: 532-1164 (210 amino acids)
Biological process (GO): axonemal dynein complex assembly
Cellular component (GO): cytoplasm
Molecular function (GO): protein-folding chaperone binding; dynein intermediate chain binding
Source: RefSeq, a predicted model, not a curated record
UAAAUGCCUAAAGUGGGUCCCAUAGUUUCCCCAGCCAGCCAGCCAGUUGAAAGUGAAAUGUCGCUAACGGCGGGAAACUGUUCUUGAAUAGGGUAACUGCGGACUCUAUAACCCUUUGUUCAUUUUUUGGCCUGUUUGGUAACGAACAGCUCUCGAAUUUUCCACGUUGCCAGGAAAUUUCUAAACACGUUGCCUAGCCAACUAAAUAAACAAUCUCGAAGGCUACUACACUCGGAAAAUAAAUAAAAAAAUCAUUGCAGUGUUUUGCCUUCAUGGCGAGAAGCUCGUAUAUUUUUUCGCUGUGAAGUAGGCUAAGAAAUACUUCAAUAAAUCAAUGUAGUAGCAUUGAAAAUAGUUUGAAGCCUAAGUAACAAACGGUGUUGUCGAUUUUUCCCAUUCGGUCGAGUUCACCACAGCAGUGCUCAACCUGUCGAAAAGCUAAAAACUUGUUUAAACCCUGUGAGAAAGUGUGAAAAAUUUUAAAAAAUAACUUGAAUUAUCAAUCAAGUGUCUUCAGUCCGCCUUGUGAAAAUGUCGAUCUUUAACCAUCCGGAACAGCUGAAGAUGCUGCAGGACCUCCUGAAUCCCAAUCAGAGAAGAGGCGGCAUUGACUACAGCAGCAGUGAGGACGAGGAGGAGUCCAUGGUCGUCCACAAGCUGAAUCCUGGUGCAAUUGGACGUCCCAAGACUGAAGAUGCUGCCACUAAGGCUAAGAAGAAAAAGAAACUGAAUCCUUUGUGUACUCCCUUGGUGGAGGAGGAGAAAAAGCUGCCUGAGAGUCUGGAAGAAUGGCAGGAUCGCCAGGAGAAGGAGGACAAUGAUAUACUCGAAACGCGGAAGACGCCCGAGUAUACGAUGACCUAUCGCCAAGCAGUGGGCACCGAGGAUGUCUUCUUGCAGAUGGGCAAUCGCACUGGAGCCUCGGCCAGCUGUGAGGAUCUCAUAGUGGAGGUUUCCCUGCCGGACGAGGAAAUGACUGCCGACAAGAUGUCGCUCAGCUUGCAGGAAACUGAAUUGGAUUUGGGCACAUGUCUGUACCGCUUGCGAUUACCGCUUCCCCAUCCCGUGAAUGUAGAUCGCUGUCAUGCGAAAUACGACAGUGAGCUGAAGAAACUGCGGCUCACUCUGCGCCUGCAGCGGGAGCUAGACUACGUUAAUUUCUAAAAACCAAUUUUGUUUUCAUUUUACACACUAGACACACACACAGCAUAAGAGUGUAAAAUUUAAGUUCCAAAAUUGUAACGUGUGGAAAUAAUUGAGUAUAUAUAACAUUUA